Pseudocercospora fijiensis CIRAD86 is the source of this 1161-nucleotide messenger RNA. RefSeq lists its product as uncharacterized. The record is from RefSeq and is a predicted model, not a curated record. The transcript has 3 exons. Lineage: Eukaryota; Fungi; Ascomycota; Dothideomycetes; Mycosphaerellales; Mycosphaerellaceae. Bases 1 to 1161 code for a protein of 386 amino acids.
AUGUUUAGAACAACAGCAAUUCUCCUGCUGGCGGCGGCAAAUGCAUCUGCACAGACUGCCACCAUCACAAUCGAAGCCAGCCAUGGCGGAGCCGGCAAUGGCUUGACAAACACCACCAUCGAAGUACCGCUACACACGAGAUAUGCCAAUCCGGCUCUAGACACCGUGUCUACACUCUACCUAACCGGUGCCGAUGGCGUGCCACUGGACUCCAUAACCUGCACUCCAUAUCGCUACAACAAUCUCACUGGAGCUGGCGGCCUGCCCUUCAACAGCACGGCCCCAAGUUUUCUAUCGACAAACACCGUCCAAGUCGCUUCUCUCCUCUGCAACACCACCUCGGGUCCUUCGACCACUUCGUCCGCGCGCGUAACAAGCACAUUAUCUGCAACUUCCAGCCUCAGCACUACGACAAACGCCAGUGUUGUGCCCGUCACAACCACAGCUCGUAAUUUGACCUCGGUUUACCUGACAACGGUCUCGCCAACUCAGGCUGGUCCGUCGACUGUCACGAGUGUGUUUACGGGUAGCGAAGGUCCGACUACGAUGACUUUGACAUCUAUGGUGAACGGUGCUUCACCCACGAGCUCGGCUUCUCCAAGCCUAAACAGCGAGUCAGCGGCAGAUGGAAAUCGGGUGCAGAAAUGGCUGGCGCAGGGUAUGGCUGUGGUCGGUGCUGCUUUGGUUGCAGCUUUGAGAGAAAACACCAGCGCCACCAAGGUACGUAGUGUCUUGAUAUACGAGGCCCGAGUGGCCAUCCCGAAGCAAUCCAAGUGCCCAGUCUGCGAUGUCGAGAGCGAUCUGGAAGUCCCUUCAAGAAGUGAAAUCUCUCCAUCUGCCCAGCACAAUCAGCACUCACUCCAGUGGAACCAAAUUCAGAUUGAGAAAAAGGAUUCAAGGAAGGACACGCUGAAAAAUCCUCCCUCUGCUACCAUUUCCCCCGAAUCUUGGCAGCAGUUCGGCCUUCAACCUUGCGCAGCCCUACGGUCAGUCGGUCCAGCCCUCCGAUCCAUAUCAGAAUCCUUUCACGCAAAACAGUGGAUGCGCAAAGAGGCCAGGACUACGUUGGAUCGGACAAAUUCCGGCGCUCCUCCUCCACUCAAGCGAGUUAGGGCGGGUGUUAUCCAAAGCUCAGGUCUCGUACAGUACUCCGGUGGAUGA